AUGGAGUUGCAGACAACACGGUCGAGUAGCCCCCAAAACCGUGACGUAGAACCUUCUGGCGACAUCGUCACGACGGCAAAUGAUCGAGCAGAACGAUUCCUGACGUCUCGAAAUGUAUUGAAACUCAUUUGCGCUGGGUUCUCGUUCUUCUAUGCUGGCACAAACGAUGGCACCACCGGUCCUCUCAUUCCGUACAUGUUGCGCAAUUACCAUGCCAGCACUGCUCUGAUUACAGUCAUAUACGUGGGCACCUUCAUCGGCUGGUUCAUCUCGGCUCUCACAAACACACAUCUGACAACGACACUGCGUUUAUCUCUGGGUGCCACGCUCCUUCUCGGCGCCGGGCUGCAGCUUCUCGCUCAAUUGCUUCGAUUCUGGGGACCUCCGUUCCCCUUGUUCGUCAUCACCUUCUUUCUCACGGCUCUUGGUCAAGCGUACCAAGAUUCCUAUUCCAAUGCAUUUGUUGCCAAAGUACCCCAGGCGCAUCGAUGGCUCGGCUUCAUCCACGCCAUGUACAUGCUCGGCUGCCUCACAGGACCUUUUGUCGGGACGCUCAUAUCCAGCCAUACGCACUGGUAUUAUACGUACGCCGCUGAAGCAGGACUUGGAUGUUUGAAUCUCGGAUUUGUGUUUGUUGCCUUUAGAGACGACAUUUUCCGAGCCUGGAAGAAGAGAGCUGUUGAGGGAAGAGACAAUACUCGAGCCAGAAACAAGCAAGCCAUCAAGGAGAUCCGGCAGACUUUACAGCUCCCUUCUGUCUGGCUCGUCAGUCUGUUCUUUUUCUUCUUUCUCGGAGCAGCCAUUACAGCUGGAGGCUGGGUCGUCGAAUAUCUCGUCCGGGUACGCCACGGCGACUUAUCUUCCAUGGGCUACGUCCCGACAGGGUACUACGGCGGCGGUUUCCUUGGUCGCUUACUCCUCGCCGAACCCACGCAUCGACUUGGUGAAAGACGCAUGAUCUUUCUCUACACUGUCAUCUGCGUCGCUCUGCAGGUCAUGUUCUGGACCAUACCGAACAUGGUCGCCGGCGCGGUCUUGUACUCUGCUUUGGGAUUCUUCUCGGGUCCCUUUUUCGUCAGUCGUAUUCAUCUCGACACUCCUUCUCACGGUGACAUUGCAGGCUUCGUAUUUGUCAUGGCCCAAAUGGGAGCAAGUCUCUUUCCGACCGUCACGGGAAUUAUCGCGGCCAAUGCGGGCGUCAAGGUUCUUCAACCAAUGCUAGUUGGGUUAUUUGUUCUGGUUGGAGCAAGUUGGUGGCUCGUACCAAAGGUUGAAAAGGGGAGAGGAGGAGAAAGGAGUGACUGA
Molecule: messenger RNA, 1305 nt
Organism: Exophiala spinifera
Lineage: Eukaryota; Fungi; Ascomycota; Eurotiomycetes; Chaetothyriales; Herpotrichiellaceae
Exons: 5
Coding region: 1-1305 (434 amino acids)
Biological process (GO): transmembrane transport
Cellular component (GO): membrane
Molecular function (GO): transmembrane transporter activity
Source: RefSeq, a predicted model, not a curated record